Messenger RNA from Oikopleura dioica, 372 nucleotides. Lineage: Eukaryota; Metazoa; Chordata; Appendicularia; Copelata; Oikopleuridae. The record is from the annotation of a GenBank genome assembly.
AUGACUCUUCGCACUACCCGUGCAGGCACUAGAAAUCUGGUCAAAGAGGAAAUCAAACGGGUCAAAAAGCAACUUGAAAAAGUCCGAAAAUGGGAGAAAAAGUGGGUGGUUCUUGGUGACGGCGGAUUACGCGUCUACAGAUGGGUGCCCAAGAAAGUUUCCGAGUCCGAAGAGCAGGAGAAGGAAAAGACAUCUCCUCUUAAAGCCAUUCUAAAGCAGCAGAUGGCGGAAAAAGCAGCGACUUUAGCUGGAACUGGGACGAAAGACGAGACAACUUCCGGGAACGACAAUCCUCCCGCAGAUGGAAACGCUCAGAAAUCAUCUCCUGAAAAGUCCACUACGGAAGCUGCAAAACCAAUGGAAACUAAUUGA